GUUAGGCGACUGUCCUGUUGAGAGCUGCGUUUGGAUCAAUGACAUGGAGGAUAUGCUGUCAUUCUGGGAUGUGGUCAUUUAUUUCUCUGCAGAGGAGUGGGAAUUACUGGGUCCUGCUCAGUGGAAACUGUACAGGGAUGUGACAUUGGAGAAUUACAACAACCUUGUGUUCCUGGGUCUUGCUUCCUCUAAGCCAUACCUGGUCACAUUUCUGGAGCAAAGACAAGAACCUUCAGAUGUGAAGACAGGAGCGGCCAUCACUAAGUAUUCAGGGGAAAAAUGUUAUACCAGCAAAGAAUAUGAGGAAGUUUUUGAGCGGGAAAAACUAUUUCAAAAUCACUACAGAUAUCAUUUAAGAGUGAAAGCCUACAAGUGUGAAGUAUGUGGCAAGUCCUUCCAUUUUCCAUCACGUCUCUCUAAACACAACAGAAUUCAUAAAGGAGAAAAACCCUACAAAUGUGAUGUAUGUGGCAAUGCCUUCCAUUAUUCUUCAAGCCUUUCCAAGCAUAUAAAAAUUCAUACAGGAGAGAAACCAUACAAGUGUGAAGAAUGUGGCAAGUCCUUCCAUUUUCCAUCAUUACUUUCGAAACACAAGAUAACUCAUACAGGAGAGAAACCGUACAUGUGUGACAUGUGUGGCAAGGCCUUCCAUACUCCAUCUUUAUGUUCUAUACACAAGAGAAUUCAUACAAGAGAGAAACUCUACAAGUGUGAAGUAUGUGGCAAGGCCUUCGAUUUUCCUUCAAAACUUUCCAUCCAUAAGAAAAUUCAUACAGGAGAGAAACCUUAUAAGUGUGACAUAUGUGGCAAGGCCUUCUAUUAUCCAUCAAGACUUUCCAAUCAUAAGAAAAUUCAUACAGGAGAGAAACCAUACCAAUGUGUAGAAUGUGGAAAGGCCUUCUGUUUUUCAUCAUCACUAUCUAAACACAGGAGAAUUCACACAGGAGAGAAACCAUACAAGUGUAAAGAAUGUGGGAAGGCUUUCCACUCUCUGUCAUCACUUUCUAAACACAAGAGAAUUCAUACUGGAGAAAAACCCUACAAGUGUGAAGUAUGUGGCAAGGCCUUUCAUUAUCCAUCAUUACUUUCUAAACACAGGACAAUCCAUACAGGACAGGAACCCUACAAGUGUGAAGUAUGUGGCAAGGUCUUCAAUUAUCCAGCAAAGCUUUACAAACAUAAGAGCAUUCACACAGGAGUGAAACCCUAAAAUUGUGAUCUAUUUAUCAGUGAAUUCCUUUAGAACUUUCCAGAUUUUUUUUUCUACUCAUUUGAUAACUCAUUCUGGAGAGAAACAAUACAAAAGUGAGGAAUGUGGCAAACCUUCCUCUACAAAGUCAUAACUAUAUCUAUACAAGUGAACUCAAACUGUAGACCAUAUUUACAAAUGAAAAUAAUAUGUCAAAAUACUCAUAUAAUUCAUUCUGGAGAGAAACCUUACAAAUGUAAAAACUGUGGCAAAUACUUUUGAAGUCUUAUAGCAUGGUCU
Messenger RNA from Arvicanthis niloticus (Nile rat), 1489 nucleotides. RefSeq lists its product as uncharacterized. The record is from RefSeq and is a predicted model, not a curated record. Gene Ontology annotation, molecular function: DNA-binding transcription factor activity, RNA polymerase II-specific; RNA polymerase II cis-regulatory region sequence-specific DNA binding. NCBI's taxonomy places the organism in Eukaryota, Metazoa, Chordata, Mammalia, Rodentia, Muridae. Gene Ontology annotation, biological process: regulation of transcription by RNA polymerase II.